This is a messenger RNA of Ylistrum balloti, 693 nucleotides long. RefSeq lists its product as uncharacterized. The record is from RefSeq and is a predicted model, not a curated record. The transcript has 3 exons. Lineage: Eukaryota; Metazoa; Mollusca; Bivalvia; Pectinida; Pectinidae. The coding region runs from base 1 to 693 and encodes 230 amino acids.
AUGAAUCUUCCGAUAGUAAUGGCAAUUGUGUUUUGUCUGUUGCUGAAGAGUACAUCCUCAACUGGCGACAAGGAACAGGAUAAGGCUAUCAGACAUGACGUGGAAGUAUACAGAAAACACAUCAGUAUGACAUUCGAACAGAACCCGGACACAGUGAUAGACGCACUCGUGGAACAAGAACAGCGCAGGAAGACGAACCAACAUCUCAAGCCCAUGAAAAGACCACAACCCUAUGUCAGGUCGCAGAGGGUUGCAGUGGAUCAACAUGGCCGCCAUUACAUCUGGGACCAUCGAUAUGGUUAUGUACCCGUUACACCCUUGCCAUGGGACUACCCUGUGAUGUGGGUCGACGGACCAGAUGGACCUAUCGCUGUACCCAUGGGGAUGGAACCUGUAUACCCGCAAAGAGAACCUGUAUUCUUGGUCAAUCCUACACCAGACAAAUGCGAUUCUAUGAGAAGGUCGUCUUCUUUCCAAGAACAAAACAAACCAAUGAUGUCUUUCUACGAACCAUCGUCAGAUCCAUGUACCGGGAAGCCUCAAUCUGAAUUCGCACUAACGGCAACAUCAGGAAUGGCGGAUGUCCUGUGUAUGCUUUGUCAGUAUUUCAAAAGUAAGCGUUGUGUUUGGCAAUUCUGUGUUCAUCCGGAGGGAGUGUAUAAGAUCAAAAUUAGCGAGCACCUCAAAAUGUGA